Cheilinus undulatus (humphead wrasse) is the source of this 556-nucleotide messenger RNA. It is a transcript of the gene mrpl42, whose product is annotated as mitochondrial ribosomal protein L42. Gene Ontology annotation, cellular component: mitochondrial large ribosomal subunit. NCBI's taxonomy places the organism in Eukaryota, Metazoa, Chordata, Actinopteri, Labriformes, Labridae. The transcript is spliced from 5 exons. Bases 50 to 481 code for a protein of 143 amino acids. The record is from RefSeq and is a predicted model, not a curated record.
UACACGGAAAGUAAGGAGUGAUGCACCACCACUAAAUAAAGAACAGAGCAUGGCGUCGGGUCAUCUUUGCAAGCUACACAGUUUACUGACGCGACUUUCUGUCGGCAGCACUUUACGACAUGCACAAGCUGUGCCAGUGCGACAGAAGUCCAGCGUCCAUGUUCCUCCACUUGAUAGCCCUGAAUGUAACGUGGAAAUUGGUGUAACUACAGAUGGAAAAACGGUAGUGUGCUACCAUCCGACUGUCGACAUUCCCUAUGAGCUCACCCAGCCUAUAGAGCGGCCAGACCCCCUGACCAACCCGCCUGAGACCCACGACCAGAUCUUAAAGGCUCACCUCAGCAAGGAGGUUCUGAAGGGCAAACGGGGUCCAACUAUAGAGGAACUUAGCAAGAUGUUUUUCACCACCAAACACCGCUGGUAUCCAAAGGGACAGUACCACAUGAGGCGCAUAAAGAAAAACCCACCAAAGGACAGAUAAUCUCAGUCGCAAAAUGAUUGAUGACUUUUGUUUGUAUUAUUGUCACUGUAAUAUAUAAUAAACUGCGAAAUAAUA